Messenger RNA from Cordyceps militaris CM01, 3363 nucleotides. RefSeq lists its product as uncharacterized. NCBI's taxonomy places the organism in Eukaryota, Fungi, Ascomycota, Sordariomycetes, Hypocreales, Cordycipitaceae. The transcript has 5 exons. Bases 1 to 3363 code for a protein of 1120 amino acids. The record is from RefSeq and is a predicted model, not a curated record.
AUGAGCGCGGAUCCAUUUGCCAAGUUGGACGACACUUCAUUGGUGCAAAAAUACAGCAGCCAGAACCCCAGCGUAGAGCUGUCAGCACGAGUACGGCAGCAGCAGAUUCGGUUAGGGCACGCCACGGAAUCUUCUUCAUACUCUUGUGCCAUCUUCUGGAGCCCUUUGACCGCCGGUCGCUUUGCCAUUGAAGCGUCUUGGACUGAUUGCUCUACUUCUGCUGGCUUUUGCAGAGACUUGUCAGUCCGUACCCAUCAACAAACGAGCACACAUUUGCCAAACGAGACCCCGGUCACCGGCUGCUCUUUGCAACGGCACGCCUCUGGCUCCAUCAGUCAAAGCAUCGGAAUUGAUUGGCACCCGGAUCGUCAUGGAAAAGGAGCAUCGCUCGUCCGAGAGCCCCGACGACUCCAACGGCGGCACCACGCCCGCGUCCGCGCCGCCCCUGCCACCGACCCGGCGCCUUCCGCAGUGGCUCGACCACUUCAACCGGCGGGACCUGACGACGACGCUGCGCUGCACCGUCGCCGUCUGGGUCGCGUCGCUGCUCAUCCUCAUCAACCCGAGCCUGCAGCGCUUCGGCCAGACGACGUUCCUCGCCGCCGUCGUCGUCUACAUCAUCCCGCCCGCCGGCAACCUCAUCGUGGCCGUCGUCGGCUACCUCUCGCUGCUGCUCGGCAUGUGCCUGGCCUGGGCCUGGGGGCUCGCCUCCAUGCGCGCCGCCCAGGCCGUCCGGCCCUGCAGCAGCAGGUCGGCGCCACGGCCCAGGCCACGGGCAACAACGACACGGCCGCCAUCGCCACCAUCCUCGUCCACGACGGCUUCAUGCUCGACACCCGCGUCACCGUCGUCUACUUUGUCAUGGGCUGCCUCUUUGUCUACUUUGUCAGUCGCCUGCGCUACAGCUUUAACCUGACCGUCCUCACCCAGCUCUUUGGCCUCAUCGCCAUCGACAUCUUCCUCGUCAUCGGCCCGACCCUCACGCGCUGGACCCCUCGCCUGCCCGAGGUUGUGGUGCUGCCUGCCGCCUGUGGCUGCGCCAUUGGUAUCGCCUGCGCCGUCUUCGUCUCCCCCCAGUCCACCAGCCAGGUCGCCGUCGGCCAGAUUGAGGACCUGCUCACUAUGCUCAACCACCCCAUCCAGACCGGCCGACAGUUUGUGGCCGGCUCGCUCGACUUUGACGCCAACCUCCUCAAGAGGACCAAGCGACGCGCCAUUACCCUCUACGCCCAGCUCCAGCCCAACAUGGCCUUUCUCCCCCUCGACGUGUCCCGCGGCCAGUGGAGCGCCGACGAUGUCAAGGCCGUCUACACAAAGUUUCAGGAUGUCUUGGCCGCUACAUUUGCCUUGCUCGACUUUCAAGUCGCCCGUGUCACCAGCCAGGACAAAAUUGACAAGCUCCGCGAUAUCAUCAACCCGCCCCAGACCGCCUCGUCCGACGACAAGGAAGCCAGGCCCCGCGACCCUCGUCACGCCAAGAUACUCCAAAACCCCGAACUAAUCAACGCCCUCAUCGCCCCCGGAACUGUGGUCGGCUCCGACGACAUGCGUGCCGCCUUGCACACGAGCUCCGAGGCUGUCUUGGAUGCUACCGCAGAUGCCAUCAGUCAUCUCGUGGAAGCGUUGAGCCUCGUCAACAUGAAUCGUUGGUUCAUGUCCAAAUCUGCUCGUACCAGACUCCCUCAAGCGGCCAUUGCGGUCAGACAAAUCGGCACUAGACUCACCCAGGCCCGCGAGGCUUGCAUUGCUGAUACGACCAAGGCCGCCAUCGACAUACACGGCAACUUGUUUGACGAAGACGGUCUUUUCAAGACGGAAAUGAAGGACGAAGCAAACAAAGUCGCUGGCCUCGUCAUUGCCUUUGUUAUCGAAGAACACAUCAUCGCCACGGCAGCCGCCUACGAAAAACUGACGGCAGAAGUAGCUCAGCUACUCGAGACACGAACCACGAAUCAAUUCUGGGGUCCCUUGAGGCGACGUCUCGCACGCAGCACCGACCAGGGCACCGACGCCCCCGCCUUGUCUGGCCAGGCCGUCAUUGACCCAGACAGAAUCCAGACGCAGGCCAGGGAAACAGAGAGACGAAUCAAAGUCGUGUCCAAGGGACACGGUAUUCCCAAGAAGCGCGGAAACCCGAUAGCCAGGACCAUUGCGGCAAUCUCGAGCUGGCUGACUGCACCCGGCAGUCUCUAUGCCCUGCGCGUUGUUGCCGUAACCAUUGCUACCGGUAUUCCAGCUGUCAUUCCCCACACGGCCGGCUUCUACUACCGAGAAAAGGGAAUAUGGACUCUCGUCACGGCGCAAACCUGCAUCCUCAUGUACAUGUCAGACUUUACGUUUUCCAUCAUGACUCGCGCUGUCGGAACUGUUUUUGGUGGGCUUUUGGGCCUCGUUAUCUGGUAUAUCUCUGCAGGUACUGGCAUAGGUAACCCGUAUGGCCUAGCUGCGGCCUUGCCGUUUGGUAUCAUCCUCUUCAUCUGGGCUAGGCUUUGGCUCCCGCAGGCGUAUCUGCAAGGUACAGGUCUGGGCGCGUCCACCUUUGCCAUGAUCAUCGGGUACAGCUGGGAUAUGCACCACCUAAGUACUUAUGGCUUGCCUGGCCUUGGUUAUCAGACGUUUUGGAGACGGCUGGUGACCGUUCUCAUUGGCUUUGCGGCUGCGUUGAUCGUGCAGAUGCUGCCCAAGCCUCCUUCGGGGACGCACCACGUCGCAAAGACGCUCGCCAACAGCCUGCACACAAUUAGCGACCACUAUGCGUUGCUCAUCUCUCACUGGGGCAGCGGAUCAGCCAUCGGUGGUGAUUACAGCGGCGUGAGAAAUGUGAUUACCUCGACGGGCCUUGCUGUCGGACAGUCGCUCUCUGCGCUCAAUGACCCGAUUGCCAUGCUCAAGUUUGAGACGACCAUGUCGCCAUUUGACAAGACGAGCCUCCGCCGAGCGCAGGAGCUCCUGAUCCUGAUGAAUCAGUCCCUUACCAAGGUGAUGCUGGCCGGCACCACGCUUCCCAUCGAGUACCAGAAGCGCCUGAUCAAGACGUCUGGCAUUGCCGACGAUGCGUGCAUCAGCAACAUCAUGUCGGUUCUUGUGCUUGCCAAGCAGUCGCUGCGCAGCGGCGGGCCGCUCCCAGAACGUCUGCCCACGCCGCUCCUUGCGACAUGCUACGGCGACUACUGCGCCAAGCACGGUUUCGUGGAGCUGCGCCGCGAGUACAUGGAGAGCGAGGAUUUCCGCGCCUACUGCGUUGCGUUGUCCGCUUACCUUACGUUCCUUCAUGCUGCGGACGAACUCGUUAGCAUGCUCAAGGAGACGGUGGGAGAAAGUCACAUUGUGCAUGACUGGAGCGAACUCUCUGAGACUGUUUGA